AAAUAAUUUGGAAAUGCGGAUGCCCCCUUAGUCCUCACCCAUCAUCCUCACGUGAAACUGCCGAUAAAGAAGCUAUGAACGGUAUUAUGAGAAUUGUGCAACAUUAAUGUAUGAGUGGAGCCGUAGAAGAAACAAAACAAUCCACCACUUUAUGGUAUCUGCCGUGUUAACGUCCGGUUACCAUCGAAGAAACAGAGAUUCGCUGAGACAACCGCCAUGGCGGCAUUACCAUAUGCUGACGUCGACUUUACCCUCCGAUCUAUGGCCGGUCGAGCCGAAGGAUUUGGAAGGUCCUCCAUAGGCGGCCUCAACGGUCAGCUUUAUCGUGUUACGACAUUAGCCGAUGAUGGUCCAGGAUCACUUCGUGAUGGAUGCCGUAAGACAGAGCCACUUUGGAUCGUCUUUGAAGUUUCAGGUGUCAUUAAUCUCUUAUCGUACCUGAGUGUGUCAUCUUAUAAGACCAUUGAUGGGCGUGGACAAAGGGUGAAGCUCACUGGGAAAGGCUUACGCCUAAAAGCCUGUGAACAUGUAAUUGUAUGCAACUUGGAGUUUCAAGGCGGCAGGGGUCAUGAUGUGGAUGGCAUUCAAAUAAAACCAAAUUCGAAGCACAUAUGGAUUGAUCGCUGUUCACUUCGUGAUUAUGAUGAUGGCCUAAUAGACAUAACAAGACAAAGCACAGACAUAACCGUGUCUAGAUGUUAUUUCACAGAUCACAAUAAAACAAUGCUUAUCGGUGCAGAUCCCUCUCACGUCAACGAUAGAUGCAUAAGAGUUACCAUCCACCACUGUUUUUUUGAUUGCACAAAACAAAGGCAACCUCGUGUUAGGUUUGGUAAAGUACACCUUUACAACAACUACACAAGAAAUUGGGGUUUAUAUGCUGUAUGUGCCAGUGUAGAAUCACUGGUUUAUUCUCAAUGUAAUAUUUAUGAAGCUGGAGAGAAGAAAAAGGCUUUUGAAUACUACACAGAGAAGGCAGCAGACAAAGAGGUGGCAGAAU
Messenger RNA from Cuscuta europaea, 1000 nucleotides. NCBI's taxonomy places the organism in Eukaryota, Viridiplantae, Streptophyta, Magnoliopsida, Solanales, Convolvulaceae. The record is from the annotation of a GenBank genome assembly.